Molecule: messenger RNA, 6677 nt
Organism: Annulohypoxylon maeteangense
Lineage: Eukaryota; Fungi; Ascomycota; Sordariomycetes; Xylariales; Hypoxylaceae
Product: Ion transport protein-domain-containing protein
Exons: 4
Coding region: 228-6584 (2118 amino acids)
Biological process (GO): calcium ion import across plasma membrane
Cellular component (GO): membrane; voltage-gated calcium channel complex
Molecular function (GO): calcium ion binding; high voltage-gated calcium channel activity
Source: RefSeq, a predicted model, not a curated record
GGCUCACCGGGUUUCUCGACUACGAUACAACAUUCGAAACGAACUACCUAUCCGUAUUCUUAACCUACCUUUAACCCUAUGUGAUGCCAUUUGAUAUCGCCGUAGUAACUAUCUCGCCAGUGCGCUUGCCUGCGUAUUGCGCUAGGCAAUUACUUCUAUCUUAUCCUAUUCGUAUACAUUCGUACAUCUAAUUAAUAAAUUGUCAUCUGGAUGACACCGAUUUCACAAUGACAAGGUCUGCCGCCUCGCCGAGGCAGUCGCAGCAGAGCCCUACCGCGCCUUCUUCCCAAUCAAUUCCUUUACAAGAUCUCGCGAGGCAACAGCAUCGAAAUAACGAUGCUCAAUCAUCCCAGUCGCAAGCUGGUGACCCGAGAGGCUCACCUGCGAAUAGCAAUCCCCUAGGGCUCUCUAUGUACUGGGAAGGUUAUCAACCUCAUAAUCACCACGAUGAGCCAGAAUUGAGUCCUUCUUCGCCUAUAGAUGCUGCCGCUUUGCAGUUUGCUCUUCCUCCGGGCAUUACUCCCCCACCCCCCGCGAUGCCUCGAGCCGCAUCCUCAUCAACGACUCCGAAUCCAUAUGCCGCCCCGGAGACGCCGUAUUACGACGAGACCGUUCAUGUUGAUUACUUCGAGUCGGAUAGCUCGCCGUUGACGUCUGCUGCGCAGCCUAUUUCCGGCGCCCUAGCCACCCCACAAGGCGAAUCACAACCGAGAGAUAGUUUUCAGACCGUGUCGGACUUGGAUAACUCUCGCCCGCGUGAACGAUCCGCGCAGAUGCUAGGAUUUGAUUUGGAAACCGGGAACGAUCUAGGCAAACAUCGAAGUUAUGGCAAUUCUCUUACGCCAAGCGAUAACCGGUCUUCGCGGAUUCCAGGAACAGCUGGUGAUGCUCUAUACAGAGCUGGGUCAAUUGUUAGGGCCAUGUCCCAGCGAGUCGUUAAUAUUAGUGGCGAAGGGGAAACGUUCGAACAACAGCAGCAGAGACGGCAGAGGUCAAGAUCGCCAAGUGCUGAUGGACGAAUGUCCGGUCGAGCAUCGCCAAGCCACGUUUCUGCUCAGUUCGGUAUUGACACAUCAUAUCCUUCUCAACUUUACAAUUCGCAAACCGAGAAAAAGGGUGAUACCGAGUGGAAUGUACCGGUAUCCCCCUUGUCUCCCCGACGGGGACCGAUGCCCAAUCCCUUGAAGGGCCGUUCGCUUGGUAUAUUCGGACCUAAUAAUAUUAUCAGGAGGAAAUUGUGCGAUGUGCUGGUCAAUCCAUAUAUGGAGCCGCUCCUGCUCUUGUUAAUUGUACUUCAAGCCAUUUUACUCGCCGUGGAGGCUGCGAAUAAUGUUUAUAUUCCUGGAAACGAGCGACCCGCCCUCUGGGAUCCGUCUUCGGGGAUAAAUUGGGCACUGCUCAUUCUUUUUAUAAUAUUUACGCUUGAGACUGGCGCCAGGAUUAUUGUAUCUGGCUUCAUACUAAAUGCUGCAGAAUAUAGCACCAUUGAUAGGAAGAAGGGGAUUCGAGCUGCAAUAUCUGAUCAAUAUAACGCCGUCUUCAGACCCCAGCGUCAAAAAUCGGUGAAAGCUUCGAAGGAGCAAGCCUACGGACCUUCCACCUUUGCCCGAUCCUUCACCAUGAUGCAUGGCAGCAUGCCGGAGACGAUCGAAGAGCAGCAAAGGAUGCAAUUAGCGCGGCGAGCCUUCUUGAGGCACGGGUUCAACAGACUAGAUUUCAUCGCAGUCGUAUCCUUCUGGAUCGCAUUUGUUCUGAGCAUAACUGGCAUUGAGAUGGAUAAGCAUCUGUUCAUCUUUCGAAUGCUUAGUUGUCUUCGAAUCGUGCGAUUACUUGCCCUUACGAAUGGAACAGCGAUCAUAUUGCGAAGUUUGAAGAAAGCGGCCCCGUUACUUGUACGGGUUUCCUUUCUUAUCGGGUUCUUCUGGCUCUUGUUUGCAAUCAUCGGCGUACAGAGUUUCAAAGCAAGUUUAAGCCGACAAUGUGUUUGGCUAGAUCCCACGCAGCCUACCAAUCUCUCUGCAGGGUAUACGAACGAUAUGGCCUUCUGUGGCGGUUAUCUUGACGAAAAUGGCACAGCGAGGCCCUGGCUUAAGAUGACGUUUCCCGACUCAGACACUCUGGUGGAUCUCUGGAGCCCGUCGACAAAACCGAAGGGCUACAUUUGUCCAAGAAAUUCUAUUUGCCUUGAACAAUCAAGCCCAUUCAACAAAACUGUUAAUUUCGACAAUAUCAUCAACUCGUUAGAGCUAGUCUUCGUCAUCAUGAGCGCUAACACAUGGUCCGAUCUCAUGUAUUACACCACCUAUUCGGAAUUUCUCCCGGCAGCUCUCUUCUUCGCCGCUGGUAUCAUGAUCAUGAUGUUGUGGUUGACAAAUUUGUUAAUCGCCGUUAUCACUUCCUCUUUCCAGGUCAUCCGGGAGGAAAGCAAGGCUAGCGCUUUCACGGCGGACGAGGACUAUCAAGUUCCCGGUGGACAAGACGAGCGACUACGGAGAAUCUCAACUCUCCAGAAAAUAUACGACAAAACCUGGGUUUUCUGGGUCCUACUAAUCGCAUACGAUCUUUUUGCUCAGGCUUGGCGAAGUGCGACGAUGACAGAUGUACGAGCAAGGUUCAUUACCGUUAAUAGUGUUGUAGUUACGAUACUACUAGACAUUGAGAUCGUCAUCCGAUUUACUGCCAGCUGGAGGUCCUUUCAUAAGAGUACCCGGAACUUAUUCGACCUUUUCCUAGCGGUAGCAAACACAGUGAUAAUUUUCCCGCCGAUUUUUAACAGCGGCCAGAUAUACGCAUGGUUAACGAUAUUCCAAAUUCUACGAUCGUAUCGUGUGGUCCUAGCCAUACCGAUCACGAGAAAGCUGAUCGUGUUAGUUCUCGGAAAUGCUACUGGUAUUGCAAACCUUAUCGUCUUUGUGUUCUUAAUCACGUUCAUCAUGGCUAUUUUUGCGGUCCAACUUUUCCGAGGGGAAAUCCCCUUGUACGAUGAUGGGGGUGAGCUUGUUAGGAUUUCAUUUUAUAACAUUUUCAACUCGUUUCUCGGCAUGUAUCAGAUUCUGUCGAGUGAGAAUUGGACGAGCAUACUCUAUGAUGUGACGUCGUAUACCACUAUUCGCCACACGUCCUGGUAUGGCGCGAUGUUCCUUAUCGGCUGGUUCAUCCUCGCGUUCUUCAUUCUUGUCAAUAUGUUCAUUGCUGUCAUCCAAGAAAACUUCGACGUAUCAGAAGAUGAGAAACGGUUAGAGCAAGUCAAGGCAUUCUUGCAACGCAAGGAGUUGGGUAGCAAUUCGAACACCAACAUCACUCUUUCAGACAUCUUCUCUUUUGGGAAGUCUAAAACGAGAGAUCCGCUGGACUACGGGCCGGCAACGAUGGAGAUGCUGUUGAAGGAUGCCGUUGUCCGAGAAUUUCUUGACGAUACGCUAGACCCCUUACAUCAAGAAUCUACCAAUAGCCCCUCGCCCCGAGAAGGAGCUGUCCGGCCUGGCUUUUGGUCGUCCGUGUGGACCAAAGUCAGGGCCUUGUUCACCAGCCGCGAUCCGAAUCCGUUCUACUCCAAUAUACGUUUCAAUGGCCCUAACGACGCUCUUGAUCCUCGACAAAUGGCUCGCCAGGCCGUGUCUGCUACUGCAGAACGUCGCAAAGCUCAACGGGAAUAUCUUGCCCGCCACCCCACAUAUAAUAACUCGCUUUUCAUCUUCACUCCUAGAAACCCCAUUCGACGUCUUUGCCAGCGGCUUGUCGGGCCGGGAAGAGGCAAUGAAAGGUUCGACGGCGUAGAACCAAAUAAGAUUGCUUGGUAUACCUUUACGGUAUUCAUCUAUGGGGCCAUCAUCGCCAUGGUAAUUCUAGCUUGUAUUACGACUCCGUUGUAUCAGAAGGAAUAUCUUGAAGAGCACCAAAACGAAAACCGAUUCAAGAGUUGGUUUGUCUGGGUUGACCUCGGCUUCGCAAUACUCUUUACGGUCGAGGCUGGUAUCAAGAUCAUUGCUGAUGGCUGGUUUUUUACACCUAAUGCCUAUUAUAGAAGUUCUUGGGGUAUUAUCGAUGGCGUAGUGCUCAUCACGCUGUGGAUCAAUGUCCUGACCCUUCUUGCCAGCGACGGGGCUGUCUCUAGAAUAAUUGGCGCAUUCAAAGCUCUGAGGGCUCUUCGUCUACUCAACAUCAGCAACAGUGCGAGAGACACUUUCCAUUCCCUAAUAAUAGUGGCCGGAUGGAAGAUCAUCAGUGCUGCGCUAGUCUCGUUGUCUCUGUUGAUUCCAUUUGCCAUAUAUGCAGUGACCUUGUUUUCAGGACAGCUUGUACAAUGCAACGACGAUAAUGUGAACUUUCUAAGCGACUGUUUCGGCGAAUUUAAUAGCACACCGUCUAACCCGGACUGGCUAUUACUAGCGCCUCGUGUCGCGGACAAUCAAUACUUCAAAUUCGAUGACUUCGCCUCCUCCCUCUUCAUCCUCUUUCAGAUCGUCUCGCAAGAAGGGUGGGUUGAUGUAUCAUUCGCCGUGCAAGCCAUUACCGGCCACGGGAAUCAACCCCAAGCCAUGGCGGCACAAGGCAAUGCUAUGUUCUUCGUAGUGUUCAACCUACUCGGCACAGUAUUCGUGUUGACUCUAUUCAUCUCUGUUUUCAUGCGAAAUUAUACCGAACAGACUGGUGUUGCUUUUUUGACGGCGGAGCAGAGAUCGUGGCUUGAAUUGCGCAAACUUCUACGGCAGAUUUCUCCGUCCAGAAGCUCUUACAACGACUCCAAGAACAAAUGGAAAAUAUGGUGCCAUAAGCGAGCAAUCGAAAAACGGGGCAAAUGGUACACAACGAUUACCGCCAUGCUCGUCUUACACCUAAUUUUAUUGAUGCUUGAGUAUUAUCCCGAGCCGACCUCGUGGUCUCUUGUGAGGGAUGGCAUCUUCUUAAUAUUCACGUUGAUCUAUAUCGCGAAUAUUGUCAUUCGUGUUGUCGGCCUUGGCUGGAAACGAUUCAGGCGGAGUUCUUGGGACGUUUUCUCCUUGGUGUCCGUCUUCGGUGCCUUGGCGACUUCCGUCCUACAACUCGUCAAGCUGGAAAAUCAGACAUUCGUUCAGCUUCACAAGUACUUCCUCGUCAGCAUUGUCCUCCUUCUCAUUCCUAGAAAUGACGCCCUCGAUCAGCUCUUCAAGACAGCGGCAGCGAGUCUUACAACAAUCGUCAACUUACUUGCCACUUGGCUAGUGUUCUUCCUCGUGUUUGCGAUAGCGUUGACACAAACAUUCAGCUUAACUCGGUUUGGAGAAAGCGAAGCAGUCAACGUCAACUUUAGAACGGUACCUAAUGCCCUCAUUCUCCUCUUCCGCAUGAGUGUAGGUGAAGGUUGGAAUCAAAUCAUGGAAGAUUACGCGAAUAUCGAACCGCCGCUCUGCGUCGAUGAUGAUGACUUCUUUAACAGCGACUGCGGUAGUACUAAUUGGGCUAGAUGCCUGUUUAUCGCGUGGAACCUCAUCAGCAUGUAUAUCUUCGUCAAUCUUUUCAUCUCGCUCAUCUACGAAAGUUUCAGUUAUGUGUACCAACGCUCGAGUGGAAUGGCACACAUCGACCGAGACGAGAUACGGAGGUUCAAAGAAGCUUGGCGCAGCGUUGAUCCUGCUGGUUCUGGCUUCAUCAGCAAAGAAGCCUUUCCAAGGCUAUUAGGAGAGCUAUCCGGCAUCUUCGAAAUGCGAAUAUACAAUUCGGAGGACUCUGUCCGUCAAAUUCUGGACGACAUUCGAAACGACGAGGCACCCAUGAGGCAUUCAUCAAUCGCUACCGCAAGUAAUCUUGGUGGGGUGGACGUGCGGAGAUUAAACCAAAGGCUCGACCAGAUCGACGUCCGGAAAGUACAAGAGCGGCGCCGCCGAUUCAACAUCUUCUACGAGGAGGUGAUGGUUUCCGCAGACCCCGUUCAAGGGAUCUCUUUCACGACAGUGCUCAUGAUUAUGGCGCAUUACAAGAUCAUCAGCGACAGUAAGAGUUUAAGGCUUGAAGAAUUCUUGCGGCGCCGUGCGCGUCUUCAACGAGUUGAGGAAGAAGUUCGUCGAAGGGUUGUUGUUGGUUUCUUCGACACUGUUUAUUGGUCUCGGAAAUUCAAGAGGCAUAUAGAGAAGAAGCGAUCCGCACGGAUGACAGCAAUUCCUCAACUUGACGUGCCCGACAUCUUCGUGGAUGAUGAGGAUGAUCGUAAACGGCCAGCGCAGCAGCGGACAACUAUGGCUGCACCGCCGGGUAGCACUACAUCAUCCGAUUUCCUUGCUGUGUCUGAUGCCGCACGACCUCAACACAGAAGCUGGGCUUCCGGCACGGACAUAUCGACGUAUGACGCGUCCCAGACGCACCCCCUAAGCCUACCGCGGGCAAGCCCGUCCAUGCCUGGACCUCGCUCACAUGCUUCGGCCUUCAGCUUCGAGCUGCAAGACUCCCGGCCAAAUUCGGGCGAGAAUAGCAGGCGCGGCAGUUCGGUAAGCCCUGCCCAGGUCAGAGAAUUGCUCGACGAUUCUGUCUGGGUUGAAAGCAUUCGGCGAAGCGCAACAAUACGACAAUCAAAAUCGGCCGGCCGAUCUGACUGGAGUGGAGCUCGGUAAGGCCACGGAUGGUUGUUACAACGACUACAUUCAGCCCCGUCAUGAAAUAAUACAGAUCAAGGAGGGGCUUGAUGACAAUUAUGGUACCCCAGU